AUGGAAAAUGAAAGGGCAAGUCUUUUCUUUCUGGAUGCUACAGGUAGAACUGGCAAGACAUUUGUCAUCUACCUUCUUCUGGCUAAGCUGUGCCAAAUGAAACACAUUACCAUAGCUGUGGCGUCAAGUGGAACAGCUGCAACUCUGCUAAGUGGUGGCCGCACAGCCCAUUCUUGUUUCAAGCUUCCUUUAGACCUGUCCAAGAAAGAGAAGGCAAACUGCAACCUCAGUCAUGGUUUUAUAAAAAACAAACUUCUGGGUGAGACGACAAUGAGCCAUAAGGUUUCCUUUGAAGCUUUUGACAUGGCGCUUCAGGAUCUGAGAUACAACACUAGGCUCAUGAGAAGGGCGACAGUCUUGCUUGCAGGAAACUUUAGACAAACCCUUCCCGUAGCUCCAAAGGGAACAAGAGUUGAUGAAGUAAACGCCAUCUUAAAGUCGUUCUACCUAUUGAGCAGUGUGCAAAAGCUGAGACUCACAACCAACAUGAGACUGCAGCUCAGUGGUGAUGAUGCAGACAAAACUCUUUCAAAGCAACUGUUGGACGUCCGAAAUGGCACUUCGAUUGGCGAAAAGGAUGGCCGGGUAAGCUUGCCUUUUGGACAUAUAGUAUCUGACUUAAAGGACCUAAUGAAUAAGGUUCUUCCUAACCUGAGGAAUCGGUUUACAGACCAUAACUGA
This is a messenger RNA of Octopus bimaculoides (California two-spot octopus), 681 nucleotides long. RefSeq lists its product as uncharacterized. The record is from RefSeq and is a predicted model, not a curated record. NCBI's taxonomy places the organism in Eukaryota, Metazoa, Mollusca, Cephalopoda, Octopoda, Octopodidae.